Molecule: messenger RNA, 2757 nt
Organism: Neomonachus schauinslandi (Hawaiian monk seal)
Lineage: Eukaryota; Metazoa; Chordata; Mammalia; Carnivora; Phocidae
Gene: PSAP
Product: prosaposin
Exons: 15
Coding region: 68-1651 (527 amino acids)
Biological process (GO): sphingolipid metabolic process
Cellular component (GO): lysosome
Source: RefSeq, a predicted model, not a curated record
GGCAGGUUUAUAGCCAGAGAGGAUCAGCUGACGCUCUGCAUUGCAGACUGCGGAGUCGGGCGUCGCCAUGUACACUCUCUUCCUCCUGGCCAGCCUUCUGGGCGCGGCUCUAGCCAGCCCUGUCCUGGGCCUGAAGGAAUGCACCAGAGGCUCAGCAGUGUGGUGUCAGAACGUGAAGACGGCAGCUGAUUGUGGGGCCCUGAAGCACUGUGUGCAGACCGUCUGGAACAAGCCGACGGUGAAAUCCCUUCCCUGCGACAUAUGCAAAGAUGUCAUCACUGCAGCAGGCGACAUGCUGAAAGACAAUGCCACCGAGCAAGAGAUACUCGUGUACUUGGAGAAGACCUGUGACUGGCUGCCUAAUCCGAACUUGUCUGCCUCGUGCAAAGAGAUGGUUGACUCCUACCUCCCAGUCAUCCUGGACAUGAUUAAAGGACAAAUGAGCCGUCCUGGGGAGGUGUGCUCUGCCCUCAAUCUCUGCGAGUCUCUUCAGAAGCAUCUGGCAGAACUGAAUCACCAGAAACAGCUCGAGUCCAAUAAGAUCCCGGAAAUGGAUGUGGCUGAGGUGGUGGCUCCCUUUAUGGCCAACAUCCCCCUCCUCCUGUACCCUCAGGACGGCCCCCACAGCGAGCCCCAGCAGAAGGCUGGUGGGGACGUCUGCCAGGACUGCAUCCAGAUGGUGACGGACAUCCAGAAUGCUGUAAGGACCAACUCCACCUUUGUCAAGGCCUUGGUGGACCAUGCCAAGGCGCAGUGUGACCUCCUGGGGCCCGGCAUGGCUGACAUGUGCAAGAACUAUAUCAACCAGUAUUCUGACAUCGCCGUCCAGAUGAUGAUGCAUAUGCAGGAUCAGCAACCCAAGGAGAUUUGUGGCCUGGUUGGGUUCUGCGACCAAGUGAAGGAGAUGCCCAUGCAGACUCUGAUCCCUGCCAAAGUGGUCUCGGAGAACAUCAUCCCUGCGUUGGAACUGGUGGAGCCCAUUAAGAAGGACAUGGUCCAGGCGAAGGCUAAUGUUUACUGCGAGGUGUGCGAGUACGUGGUGAAGGAGGUGGUCAAGCUCAUUGACAACAACAGGACUGAGGAAGAAAUACUUCACGCUUUGGAUAAAGUGUGCUCAAAGUUGCCUACGUCCUUAUCCGAAGAGUGCCAGGAGGUGGUGGACACUUACGGCGCCUCCAUCCUGUCGAUCCUCCUGCAGGAGGCGAGCCCUGAGAUCGUGUGCAGCAUGCUCCAUCUGUGCUCCAGCCAGGGGCUGCCUGUGCUGCCUGUCCAUGUGAUUCAGCCCAAGGACGGUGGCUUCUGUGAGGUGUGCAAGAAGCUGGUGACCUAUUUGGACCACAACCUGGAGAAAAACAGCACGAAGCAGGAGAUCCUGUCUGCUCUCGAGAAAGGCUGCAGCUUCCUGCCUGAGCCAUACCAGAAGCAGUGUGAUCAGUUUGUGACUGAGUACGAGCCCGUGCUAAUAGAAGUCCUGGUGGAGGUGAUGGACCCUUCCUUCAUGUGCUUGAAAAUUGGAGCCUGCCCUGCAGCCCAUAAGCCUCUUUUGGGAACCGAGAAGUGUGUGUGGGGCCCCAGCUACUGGUGCCGGAGCAUGGAGGCAGCAGCCGAGUGCAAUGCUGUGGAGCAUUGCAAACGUCACGUGUGGAACUAGAAGGGGGACGUUCCAUCUUGGAGAGACUGCAGCAUCUUUUCCUACUUGUGUGUCUGGGGCAGUGAACACUCCCAUCUGUUGACUCUGUUAUAAAAAUAGGUUCCCUUUCCCUCCUCCCUUCCUUCCCGUCCCCCGUAGCAUUGCUGUCCGUGCGGGAGGCGCCUGGCCUGCAGCUGCCCCGCUGCUUCACUGUCCCUUUCCUUUGCCUAGACGGGUGAGGAUGGACCGUGCACUGGAGGGCUUUCAGCCUGCCCUUGUGUGGUGGUUCCCUGGAGGAGGUGGUGGGGGGCUCUGGGGGCUGGCGCGAGCCAGAGCUGCUUGACAGAAGGCUCUCCAUCCUGUUGGCUGGGGCCUUGUUCUGAGCCCUCUGCCUACCCCUCAGCAGGGACCUCCCCUCUUCCUGGGCCGCUCCAGAGAAGCAGAACAAAGGUAGUGUUACAUGAAAGAUCAGAGGCUCAGAAUAGAGGCUUUUUAAAACCACAUAGUUCUCACCGUAGGGGAGAUUCGGGAGGCAUCUGCUCAGGAGGCCUGGGUGGGUCUCGGGGUCGCUGUCCCCGGGUCACCCUCCAAUUCAGCUUUGGGCUGUCUUUCCUGGUGAUGCCUUGGUCGGGGUUCUUUGGAUCUGGGUGGGAGGGGGAAACCUGUCUGAAUGUAGUCUGCUAGCUCCACGUGCAGGUCCUGUGGGCCUGGAGUGUAUGUAUGUGUGUGUGUGUGUGUGUGUGUGGACAGCAGUGGCCGCCUGCUUGCUCUCGUGUCCACCCGGCCGCUGGAGCCUUGCUUUGUGCGUCUCUAGUGCCUCCCGGCCCCUCACCUCCAUCCCCCAUUUCCUAGCUGGUCUUUCUGGCCGUCAGAUAAAUGUGGAUGUAAAUGUGGAUGAGAAGCUCCUAAGCCUCUGUCAGGUAGAGGGGUGCUGGGGGUGCUGUCCCGGGGCCUUGGCUGCCGCCUGUCCCUCCCGUUGGGCCUCCUCUUCUGCCCCACUUCUAGUUGCCAGGAGACAGCGAGACAUGCAGUUGCUAUUAAGUGGACUUAAUGACUUAAUGAUUUUUUUGAUUCGUUUUGCACUAAAGUUUCUGUGAUUUAACAAUAAAUAAAGUCUGUUAACCAGA